Molecule: messenger RNA, 1892 nt
Organism: Ilyonectria robusta
Lineage: Eukaryota; Fungi; Ascomycota; Sordariomycetes; Hypocreales; Nectriaceae
Product: fungal-specific transcription factor domain-containing protein
Exons: 5
Coding region: 108-1616 (502 amino acids)
Biological process (GO): positive regulation of transcription by RNA polymerase II
Cellular component (GO): nucleus
Molecular function (GO): transcription cis-regulatory region binding; DNA-binding transcription factor activity, RNA polymerase II-specific; zinc ion binding
Source: RefSeq, a predicted model, not a curated record
GUCGGUUGUUACUCUCUCAUGGAGCUUCGUCAUCUAUUUGAUUAUUCACUCUCAGGUAACACUCCAGGCAACACUCGCGCGGACUUACUUCUUACGUCCGAUCUGCCAUGUCCAUCGACACCCUCAAGGCUAAGAAAGCCUGCUGGACUUGUAAAGCCCGAAAGAUCCAAUGUGACCGGACUCUGCCUAGUUGCCAGAAAUGUGCCCGAGCCCAACGAGAAUGUCAAGGGUAUGGACUGCGGUUAUCGUGGCCUAGGGACAACGACAAAAAGCGUGCGGUUACGCAGGCGUCGUCAGCACCGUCAGACAGCGCAUUUUUGCACGAAUGGACCAAGAUCCGAUUCAUCAACACGACGUUGCAGGACAUUGAAUUGCAUCGUCAUCUAUCCCUACAGGCCCUCAGGGAGAUACAACCUCCACACCUGGUCCAUCUUCCUCCGAAGCUGUGGAGACAACCGCAGCCAGGACUGAAGCACAUGGACCUGGUGCAUCACUUCUGCAGUACAGCCUAUCGGUCGUUGGCUGCGUUCAAUUCAACGACAAUGCACAUUCGAGAUUCGCUUACACGCAUGGCCCUCGCAAAUGAUACUAUUUCUGGCCGCGCUCUUUUCUACGCGCUGCUUGCCGUGUCUUCCCUCCACCGUGGCGGACUUCAUCUGGAGGCUGUUCAAUUCAAGGUGUCCGCGCUUCAUGGUCUAUCUGCUUCCAUGAGAGGCGGAGUCCUCAGCUCGGCCGAAGCUGCUCAGCACGUGGCCACGUGCAUGCUCCUUGGAACCUAUGACAUCCUGUUACCAUCAGAAGGUUCUGGUGAGUGGCUUUGGUAUGUUCGGGGAGCCAUGGACAUCAUCCAAGGGGCUGGCCUCGAACAACAAUCGGACCAAAGCGAGAUUGGACACCUUCUUGAUUGGGUCUACUAUCACAACGCACUCUCUCGGUUUGCCAUGCAUCAUUGGUGCCACAAAUCAGUGGAUUUAGAGGCCACGGACGCGAUCAGAUUGGACACCACAAACGCCCAGUAUCUGCCGUUGGUAAAAGACAGACGCGCCAUUCGUUCGUCAAACCCUGCUCACGAAAUAUUAAACCUGCUUUCGGAGACAUGCGACACCGUGCUCGACCCACUGAAACCCGAAAGCCACGAUAGGGAAUACCAAAACCGCCUUAAAGCUCUUGAAGAGAAGGUAACAAACCUAUCUACCACGCCGGCUUUUGGCGAUACGGGUGAUGAACCACACAUACCGAUUGAGUUGUACCAGAUGGCUACGCUUAUCUACCUCGUGCGUGCUUCACAGAGUCCACGAGAACCACCCCCAGUGCUGGAGCAUCUCAUAGAAAGGGCAUUCGCGGUGCCAGUUCGGGCACCUUCUUGUGACCACUUCUUUCCCUUGUUCAUCCUGGCGUGCGAGGCGCGGACAGACCAGCAAAGAGCUCUUAUCCUUGAGCUUAUCGACAGGACCGAGAAGAAGGUCCAGGUUCGCAGUAUGAAAGGGUUGCAGGCUGAGAUUAAGUCAGUUUGGGUGCAGCAGGAUCUUUAUGCGGACGGCGAAUUGCUGGUCAACUACUUUGGCUUGAUGAACACGGUGAUAAGCUCUAAUCGGACCCUCCCAUCCUAUGCAUAGCUAGGGUCUGGCCUGACGACGUUAACGAGGAUUGAAGAGGUUACUCGGUGGUUUGAGAGUGACAUAAGCAGCAGUUGGUGUAUUUGUAGGAAUCAGUGUGCGCCCUCCCUUGAGGUGGCUGUUGGAGAGAGACUCUGUACUAGGAAACAUUCAGUAGAUUGAUAUCCGGACAUUAGUCAUGAAGGGGGUCAGAUAACCCCUCUUCCGGCCGGUCCGGAUGACCGGAAGGUGAUUGCGAUCAUCAUCAACAAUUUGAACAAGACUACAACCAUUGAA